AUGGAGCGCCCGCCGGCUUUAUCUGGGUUGGGCGGAGGUGUGAUAGAGGAGCCAGAGGCCUACGUGCAUUGGAAAGGUUACGACCGCCGUUUGGACUCGUGGGUGCGGCAUUCACUGCUGAGGAAAUUGUCGGAAGUGAGCGAAGAUCAUGGCGUAUAUCCACGAUCAUCGGCAGGAGAUUUGGUUCCAACAGGAGUCGAUGACGUGGAAUGGGAAGAAGCCUUAAGUGACGACGCGCACUCAAAUGUGGAUCGUGAGUAUCUCAAAGAGCAUUAUGAACACACUAAGUUCAAGACCAUUAAUGCCAUCGUAAUGGGACAAUAUGUGGUGUCCUGUUGGUAUUUCUCUCCCUACCCAUUAGAGGUUCAAAACACGCCAAAAAUGCAUAUUUGUCAAUUCUGUUUAUCCUUCUUUAAACAUGAGGUGGAAUAUACCAGACACAGGAUGAGAUGCAUCACCCGACAUCCUCCAGGCCAUGAGAUAUACAGAGAUACGGAGUACUUCACUGCAGCUGGUGGUGAUAGCACACGAGUCGUCACUACAAAUAUUCGAGUGAACAAUAACACAGGAGUUGGCGCUAACACUGGAGAUAGAGUUAACACUGAAGUUGGCGCUAACACUGGAGGUGGAGUCGACACAAGUGGUAUAGCCAUUUGGGAAGUGGAUGGUGGUAUGUCACGAGUGUAUUGCGAGAAUUUGAGUUACGUGUCCAAGUUAUUUCUCGACCAUAAGACGUUACGGCAUCCUGUACACUUAUUCCUAUUCUAUGUCUUGACUGAGAUCCAUAUCGAUGGCUACCAUAUUGUUGGUUAUUUUAGCAAGGAGAAGUAUAGUAGGAAUAACGUCAGUUGCAUUCUGGUGUUACCACAGUAUCAGAAAAAAGGCUAUGGCAAAUAUCUUAUCAACUUUUCCUACGCCCUGGCGCUCAAGGAAGGACGUCGCGGCACACCUGAACGACCACUCUCAGAUCUCGGCCGGGUCUCGUACAUCAAUUACUGGCGGCAAUGUCUAUUGCACGUACUAAAGGACCGGACGAACUUCACUAUCAAUGAAAUCGCCGACGACCUAUCAUUCGAGCCUUCAGACAUACUCACAACCUUCAGCGAUGCCAACAUGGUCUUUACGGAGCCCUUCACCAGGCAAAAGUUCCUCUACAUAUCCGACGACUUCAUCAGAAUCCUUUCUGCCACUCUCGGCAAACCAAGCCGACCUGUAUUCCCGACCAAUCUCCGCUGGGUGCCUUACGAUCCGUUCCUCGGACCCUUCGAAUACGUCGCGGAAUAG
Gregarina niphandrodes is the source of this 1284-nucleotide messenger RNA. RefSeq names its product histone acetyltransferase. Gene Ontology annotation, biological process: regulation of DNA-templated transcription. Gene Ontology annotation, molecular function: histone acetyltransferase activity. NCBI's taxonomy places the organism in Eukaryota, Apicomplexa, Conoidasida, Eugregarinorida, Gregarinidae. The record is from RefSeq and is a predicted model, not a curated record. The transcript has a single exon. Bases 1 to 1284 code for a protein of 427 amino acids.